Messenger RNA from Diuraphis noxia (Russian wheat aphid), 578 nucleotides. RefSeq names its product growth/differentiation factor myoglianin (gene myo). Gene Ontology annotation, cellular component: extracellular region. Gene Ontology annotation, molecular function: cytokine activity; growth factor activity. Lineage: Eukaryota; Metazoa; Arthropoda; Insecta; Hemiptera; Aphididae. The record is from RefSeq and is a predicted model, not a curated record.
UUUGCGCAGAUCCCAUACCUGGAGGUGCACACGGAAGACAAACGUCGGUCGCGGGCCAAACGCAAUGUACUUGGCAAGGACUGCGACGAAAACUCAAAGGAGCAGCUAUGCUGCCGGUACCCUUUGACUGUGGACUUCGAGGAUUUUGGCUGGGACUGGAUCAUUGCACCCAAGAAGUACGAGGCCAACUACUGUUCGGGAGAAUGUCCGAUGGUGUUCCUGCAGAAGUACCCGCACACCCACCUCGCACAGCUCACCAACAAGUCGGGCGCGUACCCGGGCACCGGUCCGUGCUGCGCUCCCCGCAAGCUGUCCGCCAUAUCCAUGCUGUACUUCGACCAGGACUUCAACAUUAUCUACGGCCUGUUGCCCGGCAUGGUGGUGGACAGAUGUGGGUGCAGUUAGAGACCAACGCCGUCGUUGAUAUGAUAUUAUUAUUAUUAUUAUUAUUAUUAUUAUUAUUAUCAUAUUUUAUAAUAAUAUUAUGCAAAAAUAUUAUAAUUUUACUAUUACUAUUAUUAUUAUUUUAUAAUUCGUCCCAGUUGCAUUUACUAUUGUAUUGCAUACCUAUACUAUAU